Messenger RNA from Monopterus albus (swamp eel), 2957 nucleotides. It is a transcript of the gene snrkb, whose product is annotated as SNF related kinase b. Gene Ontology annotation, cellular component: cytoplasm. The coding region runs from base 301 to 2187 and encodes 628 amino acids. The transcript is spliced from 5 exons. Gene Ontology annotation, biological process: protein phosphorylation; intracellular signal transduction. The record is from RefSeq and is a predicted model, not a curated record. Gene Ontology annotation, molecular function: protein serine/threonine kinase activity; ATP binding. NCBI's taxonomy places the organism in Eukaryota, Metazoa, Chordata, Actinopteri, Synbranchiformes, Synbranchidae.
GCACGCGCGCGUAUGUGCGCGCGCACGGGCCGGUCCGUCUCUACGCCGUAAUGAGACAUACAGUAUAACUGUGCGGAGCAGGCUCGCGGUCACACAGCUGGAGCCUCUGCAAUGAAGUGAGGCAGGCAGUCUUUAGAAAAGUGUGUCCGCACAUGGACCGCGAACAUGGAGAACUGUGAGAAAAGGCUACAAGGCGGCGCUGGGUCUCCCUCGGUUUGAGUUCAGCGGUGACAUUAAGUGUGAGGCUGUGGACUUACAGAAAGAUUGAGCAUCUCACAGCAACGGGGUGUCUGCAUAACAAUGCCCCUGAAGCCCUCCAGUUCAAGCCCUUCUCUACACUCCUCCCUUCCAAAACCCUUCUCUGAUUCAAACAUGGAAUCCUCUGAAGAAAAAACUGCAGCCCAGGACAGAUGUCUUGACACCAGGUGCAACCCCGGUCGCUCUGAUCUCAGUGGACUAUACCACCUGGGUCGGACGUUGGGCAGGGGCCACUUUGCGGUGGUUAAACUGGCUCGUCAUGUCAACACUGGACAACUGGUGGCUGUCAAGAUGAUUGACAAGACAAAACUUGAUGUUAUGGCAACAAGCCACCUCUUACAGGAAGUGAGGUGUAUGAGGCUGGUGCAGCAUCCCAACGUGGUUCACCUCUAUGAGGUCGUCAACACACCCACCACCCUCUACCUGAUCAUGGAGUUAGCUGAGGGUGGUGACCUCUACGACUACAUCCUCCGCCAUGAGGGAGGCGUGGCUGAGGACACUGCCAAGCGUCAUUUUGCCCAGAUAGUGCGCGCUGUGGCGUACUGCCACCAGCUUCACGUGGUGCACCGGGACCUGAAGCCAGAGAAUGUAGUGUUCUUUCCUCAGCAGGGGGUGGUCAAGCUAACCGAUUUUGGCUUCAGCAACCUAUUCAAACCUGGGACAAUGCUGGCCACUAGCUGUGGGUCGCUGGCAUAUUCCGCUCCAGAGAUUCUGCUGGGAGAAGAGUAUGAUGCUCCAGCUGUUGAUAUCUGGUCCCUGGGGGUGAUCCUGUACAUGUUGAUGUGUGGAGUCCCUCCCUUCCAGGAAGCCAAUGACAGCGAGACUCUUGUCAUGAUUCUGGACUGUCGCUACUCCAUCCCUGAACAUGUUUCAGACAAUUGUAGAGAUCUGAUCUCCAAGAUGCUCCAGAAAGACCCAUCUCACCGUGCCUCACUGGAGGAGAUUGCGGCUCACAACUGGCUGCAGGGGUUGGAUAACGCCUUGCUCAGCCCAGAGGCCCCACCACCCUGGCUCUUAGGAGCCCUGUCUCCCAGCUCUUCCCGCUUUGGAGUUCCAGAGUGUGGGGACCUGCUUGCUGCGAGGCCCCCUCUUCAGCAGGCUUUCCCUGGGCCUUGGCAGCCCAGUCUCAGCUUCACCCUCCGUCCACCUCCAGCUGAGGAGCCUCCAGUUACCAAGAAUCUGCCUGUGCUCCAGCAGAUCUGUGAGGAGGAAGAAGAAGAAGAGGAGGAGGAAGAAGAGGAAAAUGAGGAGGAUAAAGGCAGUUUGGUAAAAGAGGGAGAAGGUUUGUUAGUCAUUGAACCACAAAAAGAAGUAGAGGAGAAGCUUGAUGUAGCAGAUGACCGAGAGUUCAGAGAAGAGGAGAUAAUGGAAGAGGAAGGGGAGGUAGUGGAGAACAAAGUGGAGAGAGGGAUGGAAAUUAAUGAAGAAGACCAUGUUGGUGUGAUUUUAGACCAACCAGUGAGUCAUAAAGACAAGCUGGUCAGUCAGACUACUGAAGUUCCACCAUCAUCUCUGCCUGGUUUGAUGGUCCCAUGCUGUCAGGUGCAGCCAGACCUCACAACGGCUGAGGAAGGAAGGGACGAGGAGACAGAACCCAACAACAACACCAACAAACCUCUUCCCUCCAUCCCUCCAUCCACUGCCAGACUCAGCCUGAACAGUAAGGAGCUGCCAAAUACUAAAAGAGAAGAGCAAGAGGAGGGGGGAAGAGAUGACCUCUUGACAGACAGAUCUCAACCCCACAAUGCACUGGGGACCCGGGUUGAGGCUGCUCCCAGGGUGGACCAGGGAAAACGACAUGGCGUAAAGCUACGUGAGAGACUCUUUCAGUUCCCUAUAUGUGAGAAAGCUCUGGCCUUCAACAUACCGACACACAAUAAGCCCAAGAUCCUCCCACUGGCUCAGUACAACUGCUGCCAUGUGCUAUAAGUGAAAGCUGCCUGGGUGCUGUCUGUGAUGCGCUGCUCAUUCACUUGUGACAUGCAGGCUGUUUAGCAGGCAGCAGGUGGCUGAUCGCCGAGCUCCCUGCUGAGCCUUUCUGCUGCACUGGCCUCGAGGUGCAAGAGCAGAGGCCCUCAGCCUCCAAACACCAAGUGUACAGGAUGGGACAUGUACAGCUUCAUACAGACACUUGAUUCAUAGCAUUGUGCUUUUGUAGUCAGCAUUGUAUUACACUAGAGGAGGUGUACAGCCCAGUAGUAAGACGUACCGUCGUAGAACCUCAUCCGUUUGCUGCUGUGUUACAAGAGCAACCAUAGAAUUACAAUGACACACUAGACUGUAUCUAAUCUGUAGCUUAGAGACAAUACUGAAACCAUGUAUAUGGACAACACUGAAGAGAGGAGACAACAAGAGAUGUUGGAAUGUCUGCAACAGUUUUUACUGAAUAAGCUAUGGGUUUUUUUGUUGCUGUUGUCUGCUCAAAAGGUGCCUACAAUGAUAAAAAGGGUUUCACACUGUACAUGGCCACAGUGUCAUUUUGGUUCUGACUGUAAAAAAAUAAUCUCUAAACAUCAGAAUGUUCUAGCAUGUGCACUCAGUAGAGCUAUGACUUCAUAUUUUAUAAUACAAUGCUCAAAAAAUUAAGGGAACACUAAAUCACAUAUUGGAUUUUGAUUAGUGAUUACUGCAAGCUGAAAACCUUUACUAAUCUACAUUGUAUAAUUUGUUCAGAACAAAAUUACUUAAGGGCAGCAUGG